UACACGUGCGUAACGAAGCGCUUGAUCGCUCCUUCGGAACACGGGGCUUCGAUCCUCUUUCAAGGAUACACUGUGAUAAAUGCGGGACCGGAGAUGACGCCCUCUACGUUCUCCAAAAUGACCGUCCGGCUCGUCCUGCUGUGUCUACUUGUCGUGUGCAACGGUGUACCUGUGCCAGACGAGCCCGAUGGCGUUACCACGAUCAAAACGAUCAACGCAACAACGAUUAUACCAACGAUCACCGUCGAGCCUGAGAUUCAGGGCCACUCGAUGGAUGACAUUUUGCCUGGUACCAAAGCACCACCGAGUCCAGUGAUAUUCGUGGACGUUCCAGAGCACACGGAAACGGAACUCGGCUCGUCUGUGCUUCUGGCAUGCAGAACCGCUAGUCCUGUGGCCGAGUGCCAAUGGUCCUGGCAGCCUUUACCACCGGUUCACCUGCCACUUCCUGAUAUCAGUGAAAGCCCAGCCACCACCACCACGGUCUCGGUGAUUCAGACGACAACCACGCCGACUACCAAUCCGUUGCCGGUACGACAAUUUCCUGCCUUUGGGAACAAUAGCAACGACUGUUCCGUAAGAUUCUCGAGUACGAAGCACGAGCAGACCGGAUACUGGAGCUGCGCCGCGAGAACUUCCACGAAUGAUCCUUUCACCAGCACGGAACCUGCUAAGUUGAGCAUCGUUAAUGAGCACCAGGGUCCCACGGUCGUGUUCGCGAAACUUGAUAACGUGGUCGAGGUACCGGCAGGAUCCUCGGCGCAAAUAAUGUGCCAGAUGAAAUCACCUGUCCGUGAGUGCCAAUGGUCCUGGAGGCAGCUGAACCAAUCGCAACCGUGGAACCUCGAGGUGAAACGAUUUCCAGCAUUUGGAAACGACAGCACCGAUUGCAGUAUCAAGUUCAAGAACGUGUUACCGGAGCAAGAAGGAUACUGGACCUGCGGGGCCAGAAUCGAUCCAAAUUCCUCGUUCACGCAGUCCAAUCCUAUACGAUUUCUGAUUUCGGAAGUCGAGUUUGUGCAAUUGUCAAGAGGAAUCCAAGUAGCCUCAGGUGAGUCAGUGCUCCUCAGGUGUCUGGUGAACAAGCCAGUGGUUCAGUGCGAGUGGUCGUGGAGAUCGUCGAACGCGACUCAAGAACCUCUGUUGGUGAAGAAGUUCAACCCGAACAAAGAUACCGAUCACGAUUGUUCGGUGAGGUUCAAGAAUAUCCUGUACGAAGAGGAGGGACUGUGGACGUGUGGUGUUCGAUUGUCACCUGAAGGAAUUCUCCACGAGGCACCUGCAGCCACUGUCAGCCUUCUUCCCACAGCCAAAGUCAGCUUCGUUGAAAUGCCAACGGACACUUCCGUACCGAUUGGUACGGAGGCCACGUUGAAAUGCGUAACGAGCAGCCGCGUGGAGAAGUGUACGUGGACCUGGAAACCACUUCACGGAAACGAGCCAGAGAUCGUCGUUCAGGAAUUCCCGAGCAACGGCGACCUUGGUAGAGACUGUUCGCUCACAUUGCCGCGUGUGUACACCGAAAAACAGGGUCAGUGGGCCUGCCAGGUGUCUAUCAGCUCCCUGAACACGAUGUUGACCUCGUCGUACGCGAAACUCACCGUGUUCGAGCAAGACGAGGUGAAGUUCUCCGAGCUGUCGCAGGACAUUCAAAUCUCAGCAGGCGGUACCGUCCUCCUGCAUUGCGUGACCUCGUCGUCCGUGGAACAGUGUCGAUGGUCCUUAACGCCUGUGAACUCGAACACCACCGUGGUGGUGAAGCAAUUUCCGGCGAACGGAAGCGAGGCCAGGGAUUGCAGCGUGAGGUUGUCCCAUGCUCUAGCGGAACAGGAAGGAUUGUGGACCUGCGGAGCCAGGAUGCGCGGUAGACAGAACUACACAGACGCGCCACCUGCCAAGCUGAGCCUCUUGGAACCAGAGCCAGUGACUGUGGCACUGUGGGCUUCGCCCCAUCAAACGGUCACUCUUUCGUGCAAAGUAGAGACCGUGCAAUCGAAAGUGCAAUGCCAUUGGAUCCAUACGCCGAAACUUCAUAUUUAUCAGAAUACGAGUGGAACGAGAAGGCACAAUAUAAAUAUGGAUUAUAGUACAGGAAUAUGUACUUUGGAAUUUAAACCUGAUAAUUCGGAUCUAGGGCAAUGGUUGUGCAAAUUUACAAUUCCUAGAGAAUACGCUGAUGAAGAGCUGGGAAGCGCAUCUGUGGUUUUGUUAAAUAGACUAGGUGAUGAGAGACUAGGAUGGAUUGUUGGUGCUUUAACAGCUGUAACUUUAUUCCUGAUGAUUAUUAUAGUUGUUUUGGUUGUUUGUAAGACACGUUUGUUUGUCAGGAAGUCGUCACGAGUGUUAGAAACAGUUCCUGCAUCGGGAACGAAGCAGAACUCACAGCUGAACAGCGAACGGUAUACCGAAAAUCCAUUGAAAGUAGAUGUACAUGCUUGUGAGCAAGAUAAUCAAAAUGCAACGAAUAUUAAUAGUGUUCUUCCUAACAGAAGUCCGCACUUAUACGAACGCGUUGAAAAAGUUCGGAAAUCGUCGAAAGUGUAUGAAAAUAUUCGAAUAUGA
Habropoda laboriosa is the source of this 2562-nucleotide messenger RNA. RefSeq lists its product as uncharacterized. The transcript has 10 exons. Gene Ontology annotation, cellular component: cell-cell junction. Lineage: Eukaryota; Metazoa; Arthropoda; Insecta; Hymenoptera; Apidae. Gene Ontology annotation, molecular function: cell adhesion molecule binding. The coding region runs from base 94 to 2562 and encodes 822 amino acids. Gene Ontology annotation, biological process: cell-cell adhesion. The record is from RefSeq and is a predicted model, not a curated record.